CUAAUUAACAUUUCACACACUCGGCGUGAAAACACACACAUUCACACACACAUGCAAACACAGAGGCGCGCGGGGACUUGAUGGCACGCGGUGUCAGGACGCUCACUUUCAUCUCUCUCAGCGGAGUGCGGACGUGCACGCAUGCAGGCGCGUGUACGUGAGCACGCGCACAGUUUAUUUAUUGACGAGCAUCAUGCUGGCUCGGGUCCGUGUUUGACACUCGGAGGGCCGGAGGUGGACCAGAGCGGCGGCCGGACGGACUGACCCGAGCCCGGCUCUACCCGGAACCAUUAUGCAGACAGGAAACUACCAUUUUAAGGCUAGCAGCAGCGGAGCAGCCGUCGUCUACCGAGGGGGACACCGAAAACCGACACAGGGCGGAAAACAGGCGGAGAAGAGCAGGAAAAACACGACGGAAACAAAACAAAGGCGCCGUGAGGCUGAAGACGAGCAGUGAGCGGCCGGAGCUGCGGGUCGGGGGAGGCAGACAAUGGUCGGAUCGGGCCGGGCCGGCGGGGACAGUUUUUGUUAGCGAGUGAAAAGCAGAUGGAGAGCCGGGCCUUUCACAGUGUUGUUCCACGGAUGAAGAAAAAGGCCCCGCUGACAGCCAGUAGGGACUCCGCUCUCUCGGCGCGCCCUCUCCUCGGUGCUUCCACACUUUCACCGCCCUGUUUCUGAGCUCGCUUGGCCGCCAGACGUGUCCAGCUCCGAGAUCGUCCACCUGAAGGCGUCGGUUGUCUCCGGAGGAAGCGGGCCGUUUCCUUCCACGGCUGCGGUCCAGCGGGGAGCUCCAGACCUGUGGAUCCGCCGGCUCCCAACAAAACUUCAUGACGGGACAGAAGGGCCGGGAAGCGAUGGUUCAUCCUCCUCUGGAAUAACGGACACACUCCACUUCGUGGGACUGCUGAUCUGACUCUAAAAAUCAGCUUACGGUUAUGGAACACUUAAAAGGAACACUACAGACUCAGUUUUUUAAUAUCGUUUAGUAUAUCGCCUAUUUAUGACCCAUUUUAUAGCAUCCCAGAGACACAGCUGGAGGCUUCGCUUUUAAAUGGAGAGUAAAUGUAUUAGUGGUACAUUCAUGUGAGAGACUCAAGCAUCGGCUUUUGUUGGAUUUUAGUGGCUUGUUGGAAGUCUGGGGUAGAAACCGCAGCGGCCUCUACCUCUGAAGAUCAAACUGUGUUAGUUUGAUAAGGGCUCAUUACUGUUUCUAGAAACUGGACUUAGUGGACGGGGUAGUUUUACCCCCUCGACACUUUGCCACAGCUGCAUUGGGAGAUGUUCCAGUUCAGCAAGUACCCCAUGGACAUUUUAGAGAUGCUAAGUGGACACCAAGCCCACCAGUUCAAAGGCCUUGGAUUAGAACGACAACUGAGCCACCAACAGCAAGUCCAGCUGCAGCAUCAGCAGCAGCUCCAGCAGCAGCACCAGCCCUCUGCUGACAGCUCUGGAAGCCUCCUGUCCGGCCUCGGUCUGGGGUCCCUCCAGAGCUCUCGGAGCAACGCCUUUGCCGACUCCUCGUCAUUAUUCGCCAAAAUGAGCGCCCCGCCCCCCUCCAUCUCCCACCAGAGCCAGUCGUCCUCGUCGUCCCACAGCUCCAGGAAGUCCAGCAAGAUGAGCAGUAGUAGCAGCAGCGGGAGUGGGAGUUCCUCGUCGGGAUACCCCCAGUUCCUGCGACCGUUUCACCCAGCCGAGGCGGCGCUGGCUCAGGAGCAGCUCCACUCCGGGAUGGGACGGUUCGACUUUGGCGGGAGCAGCAGUGGGGGAAGCGCAGGGGUGAUCGGGGGAGUUGUUGCACCAGCACCCCCACCUCCCCCGUUACAUCCGGGGCUCUCUGUCGCCCAGCCCUCCCCUGGACCCUCCUCUUCCUCACCUUCGCCCUCCACCUCUGCUUCAGUGUCCAACAACCCCUCCGGCAGCACUGCAGUCCCCCUUGUCAGCCAGUCUGAUCCCCGCAGCCUCCACCAGCAGUUCAGCUGCAUGCUCGCCGCCAACCAGUACUUCCUGUCGGGCGUCCCCACCAACAGCAGCCUGGAGCAGUUCCUCGUCCAGCAGGGGACUCACAACCACUUGGGCUUGGGCCUCGGCCAGGGGGCCACCGAGUCGAACUCAGCCUUAGCCCCGCCUCCCGCCCUCCACUCCUCCCACAGCCACAGCCACACAGCUCCACAGCCUCAACAGCAGCAACAGCAGCUGACCCCUCAUGCCUUAUCGCACCCACACAGCCACACUCACCACCCGCACCCCCUCCACCCGGCCCCACAGCCCGCUCCACUGGGAGGCUUUGAUUUCCAAGGCAUUCCAGUCCUUUCCUCCAACCAGAUAGCAUCACUAAUGCAGCAGGAGGCCGGCCUCCCCCUGCCCCUGCCGCUGCACCUGUCGCUCUCUAAAGACGACGGGACAAAGUCGGGAGACAGCUCGUCUACGUCUGCUUCGAGCGGAGGAAGCAGGAGAAAGAAAGCGAUGGCGGGCUACCUGCCCCAGAGGAAAAGUGAAAGUAGCAGCCACAGCAGCCACAGCCAUAGCAGCAGCAGCGUCAGUAACUGCCACAACAGCAGCUCGAGUGGGCACAGUCAGAGCUCCUCGACGGGCCUGGUAGGCGGAGGGUCUGGGGGUGUUGGUCUAAGUGGCAUCGGAAGUGAGCCACAGCAUUCCUCUCUCCUCUCCUCGUCCUCGCAGCAACAGCAGUCGUCCUCCACAGUGUCCUCUUCGUCAUCUGCUCCCGCCUCCUCAAACUCCACCUCUGUGCUCGUAGCCAACGGCAACCAACAGCUGUCCAAGUCCCAGGACAGUCACAGCAAUAGCUCGUCAGGCCAGCCUGAACCAGAACCCCUUUACCACUGUGGUGAGUGUGGUAAAACCUUCACCCACCUGUCCAGCCUUCGAAGGCACCUCCGCAGCCACGGUUUGACACCAGAAAGCCAAAGCAGGAAGUCGGACUGUAACUCUCCCAGCCCGGAGAGGAUAUUCUGCUGUGGCGAAUGUGGGAAGAGGUUUAAAAAGAGGGGUCACCUCAUCCAGCACAGUGUCACCCACUCAGAAAACCGGCCUUUUGUCUGCAGCAUCUGCCAAAAGUCCUUCAAUCGUCGAGAGUCACUCACGAGACAUGAGAAAAUCCAUGACGAGAAGCCUUUCCGCUGCCCGGCUUGUGGGCGUUGUUUCCGUGAGAGCACAUCUCUUCUCAACCAUGCUGCCUCGGGGGCUUGUGGCAAACCACCUCGCAGCUCCAAAAACCGGGCCAGCAGUGGAGGGAGCGCAUCGUCCAACCCGAGCAGCCGCAAAAUGGGGAGCAGUGGGGAAAGGGUCGCGAUUUCAAACGAUGGGGCGGGGAUGGCGAAUGACAAGUAUGCAACAGAUUACUCUAGAAAUCGCUACCAGAACCAGUCGUCUUACAACAGUGGCGUCGACGACUACAGACGGUCACAGUCUUCAUCGCUGUACCCCUCAGAGAGUACAUUAGCCAGUGAAAUGACCAACCAGACUCUCCGUAAAGCCCCUUUAGCCCCAACUCUUCAUCCACAUCCACAGAGUCAACAACAGCACCACCACCAUCAGCCGCAACAGACACAGCAGCCCCACCUCCCCCUCUCGUCCCUAUUGGAUGAUUCAGAGGAUGAGGUCACCAGCAGCGCGAUGUCGGCCAUUGCCGCUGCAGCUGCAGCCUCAUGUGACAUAAACACAGAGAGCCGGGAAGGAGAGAGGAGGGAUAUCAUUGGGGGGCUGCUGGGGGGGUUGGGGUUUGGUAACUUGGGUGGACCGUCAUCCACGUCCAGCCUCAAUGGCUCCACCAUGCCCCUGACCCACCCCAGCCAGCCCCACACAAAGCCCAGGAGGCCCAGAAAGCCCCGAGAGAAAAGGGACCCGAACACUAUUGUCCGGAGGAGGAGGAGCCCUGCGCCUCCAGGGGACGGCUCAGAGAGGCCCUACGGAUGUCAGAUAUGUGGCAAGCGCUUCAGACGGGCGGAGACAUUGCGGCGCCACAAUCGCGUUCACACGGGGGAGAAGCCUCACGCCUGCGAUGUCUGCGGCAAAAUGUUCCGGGAGCCUUUCCACCUCACUAAGCAUCUGACUGUGCACUCAGGGCAAAAGAACUACAAAUGCAACCUCUGUGGGAAGAUGUUUGCCUACGCCCAAAGUCUAGUGAGGCACGGGAAGCUGCACAGGAAGGGGGAGAUCGACAACCAGGGGAGGAGGAUAAAAGGUGCUGCUGCUGCCAUCAGUCAGGUCGCCAACUCGGGAAACUCUGACUACUUCUCGUCCUGCUCCCAAGGAGAAAAGUCUCCGACAUCUGGCACCCCCUCUCAGAGGCUUUAUACCUGCACAGUGUGCUGGAAGUCAUUCCGCCAUUACUUCCACCUGACGGCACAUCAACAGACCGUCCAUGGGGGCGGGGUCGGACUGGAGAAGUCCUUUCGUUGUGAGGUUUGUGGCAAAGCUUUCGCCUACUCAAACAGUUUAGUGCGGCACAAGCUGUCUCAGCACGGCAUCGACCGGAGCGGCCAGCGCGUCAACCAAUCCCAACCCUCUGGAUACUCGCCGCUCUUCUACGAUUCCGGUUCAGGUUCCAACUAUGCCGGGUCGUCCCACAUGCAGCAGGGGGCUUCAGGGCAACAACAGCAGCAGCAGCCACCGCAACAGCCACAACAUCCACAACAACAACCACAGCAGCAGCUGCAGCACCCUUUUCACUACCGUGCAAAAAACUUCCAAAAGCGGCAUGGACAGACAAGAAAACACCGAAAGAAAAAAAGGCGCGUGGUGAUCCACAGCAUCAUGAGAGACGGAAAGCUGGUGGGUGUCCCCCUAAGUAAAGACACUCGCAGGAAGCUGUCGAUGCUGAGGAAGAGGAGGGGCAAACUGCAGGCUCAGCUCAACAAGAAGAAGAUGCUGGCCCAGCUGAGGAUAAAGGGUGGCGUGAUGAAAGUGAAGUCAUGGUGCGGGGGCGCCGUCAGAGUCACGGGGCUCACCUCCAUGGACGUCCCUCUCAAGCGCUUCCCCUGCCCCAUCUGCCCCAGCACCACGUACGCCAAGCACGGCUCCCUGCUGGUCCACCACGCCAUCCGGCAUCCACCGAGGAACUCAGGCCGCCACGCCCGUCUGCGGUGCCAGGUGUGCGGACGACGCACCAGCUCCUUACACAAAGCCUUGAAACACAGGGGCCAGCAUCUGAAACAAGCUGCAUUCCAAUGCCACAAAUGCCGACACCGUUUCUGGAACCCGGGGCUCCUGGCUCGGCACAAGUUCUCCUGCCGGGGCGUGACGACCAGUAGCGGGGCCUGGGCGCUGAUGAAGAUGAGGUCUCCGUCGUCUCACGACCAGUCGGACAGCAGUGGACAUUCUCCGGUCCAGCUGACGGUCCCGGCUCUGGUCCAGCCUGAGAGAUCAACAGUCCUGGCUGAGUAUAGUCAGUGAACACAAACAGUUUUCUAGACUAGAUUGUUUUUUGAUGUUUAUUUUUUUUAAAUAAUCCAAGAAGCGAGCAAGAGCUAGCACGUUUUUAACACAAAAAGAUGUGGGAGAAGGCGGAGGGUUUAGUGUGACUAUCAGAAUCUCCCCUGGAUGAACCUGUAAACAACCCUCAGGUGGACGAUGAACUAACGUGGACUUCAAAAGGCCCAAAAUCAAAACCACCACCACCGUCUGUCUCCCCUUCCCCAAAGGUGAAGGAACUCUAGACAACGUGACUUUAGUAGCAUCUGUUUGAAAAGUUAAUUUGAGUUUUUUCUAUCAUCUUGUAUUUUUUUUUAUAUAUAUAUUUAAAUUUCCCCUUUAGCAGUGUUUGCGCAUAAACAUGGAUUGGCCUGUUGUAGGGGUGACAAACCUCCAGUACCAGUUUAUUUUUUCAGAAUAUCUUCACAUUACUCAGUUAAAACGUAUAGUCUUUGUCUAUUGCUCUAUGUGUUUAUUUGUUACCCCAGUGGAGAAAACUCACUUUUUUAUACUGAGACAACAUUUGCCCUCGAGAUAAAUUUAUCUUCUAAGGAAAAAGAAAAGUCCUGAUGUGAUACUCUAAGAAGCUCAUGAAGAUGAGUGUUGGGGCAGUAAAAGGGUUUAUUUGUCACUAAAGGCCAUACUGUGCUAAAGUGACUAAAAAGGUAGAGAAGGUGUUGGGAGGAACAGAAAGUGUUGGUGACCUUGUUUUUAAUGUACACUACUUUUGUGACUUUUUAAAAAAAAAAAACGGGCGUGAACAGAGCAAAAACACAACUCAAGCUGUUUAUGUGUUCAGGAUUUGAAAAGGACAAGAGAAAUAACAGGAGUGUACUGUACAAUUCGUAUUAUAUUUUAUUAUAUAUUGAUUAUUUGCUGUUUUUUACUCCAAGUAUCAUUUCUUUUAUCAUUGUCGGUAUUGUAUGGGCGGGAGGGAACCAGUCGGGGACUGUCUUUGUAAAACAGCGGGAUGAGUAUAUGUAUCGAUGUGAUAUCCUCCCCUUCCCUUUACCUGCUCCCUCAUUGCCACACUUAAGCCCCAUUUUUGUAACAAAGCGUGUACACAUAGUUCAUUACUUAGGUCCUGUCCAGACGUGUUUUUUCCUUUUUAUUUUUCUGUAAAACUAAACCAUGUAAUAUUAUUACUAAAUUACUAUCCUUUUUCUUUGCCUAAAAAGUGAGUUGUUGAAAACCCUCGAGUCAAAUAAAAAAAAAACAAACCCUGAAAUGUUA
Messenger RNA from Amphiprion ocellaris (clown anemonefish), 6663 nucleotides. RefSeq names its product zinc finger protein 865 (gene znf865). The record is from RefSeq and is a predicted model, not a curated record. Gene Ontology annotation, molecular function: RNA polymerase II transcription regulatory region sequence-specific DNA binding; DNA-binding transcription factor activity, RNA polymerase II-specific. NCBI's taxonomy places the organism in Eukaryota, Metazoa, Chordata, Actinopteri, Pomacentridae. The coding region runs from base 1279 to 5412 and encodes 1377 amino acids. Gene Ontology annotation, biological process: regulation of transcription by RNA polymerase II. Gene Ontology annotation, cellular component: nucleus. The transcript is spliced from 3 exons.